AAUAUAAAAACAAUAUAUAUAAAUAACAUGUCCAUUAUAAAAGUAAUUACAAAAAAGGUGGGUUACUUUUUUUUCUGUCUUUGAGAUGUCAAUUUUGUAAAAACACAUCCAUGAUUAGUUGGUCACGUCAUGUGAUGUUUGAGGGUAGCCGCCCUUUUGUUGAUUCUUUGGAUUUAUUUCUACUGAUUUCAUCGUUGUGUAGCGGUUAUUUCUUUUUUGAUACCUUUUGUACUAUUCUAAUAAUCUGCCUUUCGAUUUUACGUAUUUUGUCAGUGGCCUAACGUCCUAUGACUAAUUUUUUGUUGUAAUUGCGGCUCAUAUGGCGUUAGUUGCUUGUUUGAAAUUUAGUUGUUUUAAAGUUUGCAUGCUGCUUUAAACCAACCCUUUUGUUUUUCAGCGCAUGCGCAUACUUUAUAAAUAAUCAAUCGAGCAAAGUUUAUGGACCUUGGUGCACCGCACAUGGGUUAAUUUAGUCUGAUAAAUUAAUUUAGUUUAGGUUAAUUUAGUUUCCACGAAAUUAAUUUUAUUUUUGCUUUAGUAUAAAUUAUAAACAAACAUGGGCACACUGAAAGUCGGCAUCAUCGGUGGUUCAGGGUUAAAUGAUCCAAAGAUUCUUCAUGAGAAAACGGAGAAGAGUAUGACCACACCGUAUGGAGAACCGUCAUCCGUCUUAACGCUCGGACAAAUUGAAGGUGUCGACGUGGUCUUACUUGCUAGACAUGGUAAAGGUCAUGACAUCAACCCGUCGCAAAUCAACUACCGUGCUAACAUUUGGGCGCUGAAAGCCGAAGGAUGUACUCAUAUCCUCGCAACAAACGCUUGUGGCUCACUGCGGCAAGAGUAUAAAGUCGGCGAUCUGAUCAUUUUGGAUCAGUUUAUCGACAGAACAUUUUUACGGCAUAAUACGUUUUACUCUGGCAACAAGGAAGACCCGAAGGGUGUACUUCACAUCCCAAUGGGACAUCCGUUUUGUGAAGAGACGAGAAAAGUCAUGAUAGCUGCCACGAAAGAGCUCGCCUUCGAUUUCCACGAAGCGGGCACCAUGGUCAUUAUCGAGGGACCGCGUUUUUCAACGAAAGCUGAAAGCAAGAUGUUUGCGCUCUGGGGAGGAGACUUGGUUGGUAUGACAACUGUUCCUGAGGUAACGUUAGCGAAAGAGGCUGGUAUUUGCUACUCAAGUGUUGCCAUGGUAACAGAUUACGAUGCUUGGAAGGAUGAGGACCACGUAACAGUGGAGCAGGUUUAUCAAACUCUAAAAAAGAAUGCGGAUAAAGCUACCAAAGUGUUAAUUAAAGCAGUGUCUUUGUUGUCUAAGCGAGAUUGGACCAAGGUAAUCGAGGCAAACAAGAAAAUGAUUAGCAGCGGAAUUAUGUGAGUUUUUUGUGGUUUAUAUUUGGUUAUUUUUGAAAUUAAUAGACAGCGAAAUAUUUAGAACGUACUUGGUUUCUAGAACUUUUUAUGUUUUUUACAAUUUGUAUUUACCAAAUUUAUGUUGAGUUUAAUUUUUUUUAAAAUUUUUGUUCGUAAUCUUGAGGUGCAUAUGCAAGGCGCAAUUUGUUAAACACGCGAUUUCUUUCCAAUGUGUCGUGUGUAGUAUAUAUAUAUGUCUUGUUAUACUAAAUGUGUGCUAUAAGCCUUAAUAUAUUAAGGUGGUUCCCUGGGAAACAAGGAUUUUUUUCCAAAAAAUGGUUUUUUUUCAAAAUGCUUUGGCACAAAGUUGUAUCAUAAUAAAAUAGGAAGAAAAAAAUUUCUUUUUUUAAAUUUUUUUGAUGACGUCACUAAUUAUGCGCAUAAUUAACAAAUUAUAGGCUAAAAACAUAUGGUAUCUCCUAACAAGGAUAUCUCUAGGUAGACUUUUCCAAUCAAGAUAAAACUUUGCACAUGUGUUAAUAUUGAGUAGCUGAAGGGACUGAGUGAAUUACUUUUUUAAUUUUUUAUCUAAAUCGCAUCGGGUUGGCCACCAAACUUGACUUUUCCGGAAAAGAGAAUAUCAAUGACAACAUACUAGAUUCUAGGAGAAGAAAAAAUAGUAAAAUUGAAAAACUAAUUCACACAGUCCCUCCUAAAUAGAAUGAAGAACUGAUGUUCAAAAUUUCAGCUCAAAAGCUUGUUCCAAUGAAAAGUUAUCUUUGUUAGGAGUUCAAAAAUCUGCAAAAAUCUUGUUUUGAAAUAUCGGUAAAAGAAAAAAAACAGUUUGUAUAAAAAAAAACUAAUCUGUUCAUAAACUAAUAAUUAAAGUCCAACAAAAGCACCAUAUCCAUAUGUUUCCCCUUCCUCAAGCAAAUUCUUAUCUUCAUAACCUUUUCUGGCAGCUCUCUGCCUUUUUCUGUCAUUUUUAACUCUGUCAGUAGACUUGCGGUUUGACUCUUUCACACGUUUUGUGUUAGCUUUACGAAAACCAGUUUCGGUAUAAUAACCAGGUUCUAAACCAAGUUUGGAAUAUACUGGUAACAGUCCUGUUUCUCCAUUGUUAUAUGCUAUUACUGCAGAUGCUACUGCUGUUUUGAAAACAGCAUUUCCAACAUAAACUCUUUUAGGGCAUCUUGACCAGAUGACAUUGUUGAGAGACUCAUUUACGUUUUGUGUUUGACCAUGAAGGCAUUUCUUAAGUAGAUCCUCACUUCCAAGGUCUUUGCUUGAAAAUACAGGUGCAAUGAGGUCUGAGACAACUUUAUCAAUGUUUAAAUGCCCUUUGUAAGUAGAUUCACCAGUUAUCUUAUCCCUUUGAUAUUUACACCAAGAGUUCUCAGUUCGGGGACAGUACAUGUGACGCUUUUCUUCAUCAGGUUCAUUUGUCGAAUGAAAAAGGACAGCAGCAACAGAUUUACGCAUAGCAUAAAGAUUAUCAGUGUUCUGUCUAAUAGCCAUUCCAUAAUGGUUUUGAAGUGUAUUCAUGAUCUUGUCUGUGAGUCUUCCCUUUCCUCUGCCAAUGCCUUUUCCAUCUGAAAGCUUUACACCCUUGUGGUCAGUUUUAAUUUUUCGCAAUCUGGUUCCGACACGUUUCUGUACAUGCCCGAUACAUUCACCUUUGUUCAAGCUGUGUCCUGGGUAGGGAUUUGUACUACAAAGUUCCACAAAAGAUUUUGUGUCUCCGUCUCCAAUGUAAAAAGUGUAUCGGAGUUUGUGAGUUUUCACAGAGCGAUGGUAAAUACGUUUCAAGCCGGUAAUCUCCAUGGCACCAGAACUGCCUCUAUGGUUGAUAGAGCAAAACGCAGCAUGAUUUUCUUUCCACUCUUUAUGCUUCUCAGAAUGGGUGU
Molecule: messenger RNA, 3257 nt
Organism: Hydractinia symbiolongicarpus
Lineage: Eukaryota; Metazoa; Cnidaria; Hydrozoa; Anthoathecata; Hydractiniidae
Product: S-methyl-5'-thioadenosine phosphorylase-like
Exons: 1
Coding region: 557-1375 (272 amino acids)
Biological process (GO): nucleoside metabolic process
Cellular component (GO): cytosol
Molecular function (GO): S-methyl-5-thioadenosine phosphorylase activity
Source: RefSeq, a predicted model, not a curated record